CCUUGUCCCUUUUGAACCUUACGUGUAAUUCAACAUUUCGUCUAGAGUCACGCAAUCUUGUCACGCCUUACGUAAUAUGCCAUUCUCCCGCCACAAAUAGAAGACAUCCCUGAUUGGUAAGAAUGUUCAAACACACCCCUGUCAUGCCUCUGUGGUAUUCAUAUUGUUACGCUCACUGUUCUCUAGUUGAACAAGAAUCCGACUGAGAAGGAACGCUAAAAAUUGAAUACUAAAUUUAAGAAUAUCUGGUUUCUGAAAAAACUAGGAGACGCUAUGUUGUCAAGAUACGCGAAAUUGUCUCGAUAUUUGUGUUCGACUGGAAAUAUUUUGUUAAACCGCUCAUUCCACAAGGAAGUACAGACACCGAGAGUUCUUAUUACAGGCAGUCUUGGUCAACUUGGAACAGGUCUUGCUAGGUUAUUACGAGACAAAUAUGGCCGAGAAUCUGUCGUCAUGUCUGACAUCGCGAAAGCCCCUCCAGAGGUCCAUGAAGAAGGGCCUUACAUCUAUGCAGAUGUUCUGGACUUCCAAAGUCUCCAGUCUAUUGUUGUCAAUUAUGAUAUUGACUGGGUGGUUCAUUUUAGUGCCCUAUUGAGUGCUAUUGGUGAACAGAAUGUCCAUCAAGCACUUCAGGUUAACAUUCAUGGCUUCCAUAACAUCACAGAAGUGUGUCGAAAAUAUAACCUGCGACUCUUCUCUCCAAGUACUAUUGGUGCAUUUGGCCCUGACACACCAAGGAACCCCACCCCUGAUCUCACAAUCCAGAGGCCAAAAACGAUUUAUGGUGUUUCUAAGGUCCACAUGGAACUUUUAGGAGAGUAUUACCAUCACAGAUAUGGUUUGGAUUUCCGCUCAGCAAGAUUCCCUGGAGUAAUCUCUGCUGAUUCCAAGCCAGGGGGUGGAACAACUGAUUAUGCAGUUAACAUUUUUCAUGAAGCACUAAGAACUGGCAAGUACAAAUGCUACCUACGCAAGGACACUCGUAUGCCAAUGAUCUAUAUUCCUGACUGUCUUAGAGGUACAAUAGAGCUUCUGGAAGCUCCACAAGAAAAAUUAAAACUAAGAACUUAUAACCUUGGUGCUAUAAGUUUUACUCCUGAGGAAUUGGCCAAGGAAAUAAAGAAGUUUAUUCCUCAUUUCCAAAUAGAGUAUGAACCUGAUGAGAGACAACUAAUUGCUGACAGUUGGCCAGAAGUUCUAGAUGAUCACAAUGCUCGGCUUGACUGGGAAUGGAAACACAAGUAUGACUUGUCUGAUAUGGUAGCACACAUGAUGCAAUUGCUUGCACCAAAAUAUCUUGAUGUAAAGACCAGUACUAGGAACUAGUGCCUUGAGCAAUAUCAUAUUCAACAUAUGGUUGUAAAUUAACGACCAUGGCCAGUUUAUUCUGUAUACUGUAUAUUUAACAAAUUUACGAUGGUUGAGCGUGGUAUGUCCUCUUAUUUACCACGAUAUGACGUCAAAAGUUGGUCAAAAUGUUAUGGACUCACGAGGCGUAAGCCGAGUGGGUCCAUAACUAAUU
Messenger RNA from Actinia tenebrosa (Australian red waratah sea anemone), 1522 nucleotides. Its product is annotated as L-threonine 3-dehydrogenase, mitochondrial. NCBI's taxonomy places the organism in Eukaryota, Metazoa, Cnidaria, Anthozoa, Actiniaria, Actiniidae. The record is from RefSeq and is a predicted model, not a curated record. Gene Ontology annotation, biological process: L-threonine catabolic process. Gene Ontology annotation, molecular function: L-threonine 3-dehydrogenase activity.